Molecule: messenger RNA, 2275 nt
Organism: Leptidea sinapis
Lineage: Eukaryota; Metazoa; Arthropoda; Insecta; Lepidoptera; Pieridae
Gene: mAChR-C
Product: D(3) dopamine receptor
Exons: 5
Coding region: 358-1578 (406 amino acids)
Biological process (GO): G protein-coupled receptor signaling pathway
Cellular component (GO): membrane
Molecular function (GO): G protein-coupled receptor activity
Source: RefSeq, a predicted model, not a curated record
CACUCAUCAGUUUGUCCUCCACCACCAAACUGAACGGACGUGUCGGCAGCACAUAAUAAAAUUACUCGCAAGUUCCGUGAAAACUUAAAAAACGUGCUCAUAGUGUGUUUAAUUCGUGUGAUGCGUAGUGAUCGUUACAAGGGAAAGUACGUAUUCCGGAGAACACCAAUGGAAUCGCCGCUGAGGUACCGCAGAUGUUUAAAAUAAAUCAGGAAUGUGCGAACCAAGAAUGUGCUUAAAAACCAAUAAAAGUGCGAUUUUUGCGAUCGUGACGCUGAAUGAUGUAAUGCGCGUAUAGACGUCAGCACGGCGUUCAACGAGUCCGAGUGGGGUUCGCUGGCCGCGACCAGCGAUGGUAUGGACUUUGUACUGGGGAACGGCAGCGAUUGGAAUGCGACCGAAGCGGGGCCGCCUACGGACCUCUACAACUACUGGGCGUGGAGCAUCAUCGACGGCUCUCUCAUGAUCCUCAUCGUCAGCGGGAACACCUUAACUAUCCUCGCCGUCACCUUGAGUCGACGGCUCUCCUCGCUCGUCUCUAAUCAGUUCGUGCUCAACUUGGCCAUCUCAGACCUGAUGGUGGGCCUCACGCUGCCCUACCAUCUCGUGUUUUACGUCGACGAUGACUUCGGGAAGAUUAAGUGGUCGUGCUUGAUGAGGUUCAUACUCAUAAUACUAGCUUGCCUCGCGUCUAUUUACAACAUCAUAGCUAUCGCAGUGGACAGGUACAUAGCGAUAGUUCAUCCUCUACACUACAGCCGGUACAUGACCAAGCUCGUAACCCGCCUGUUGAUGAGCGCGACCUGGUCCACUGCCGUCUGUAUCAGCUGCAUUCCAAUUUUUUGGAACGACUGGCACGAAGGGGCAGCAUGCGAAAUGAAUGUGGUAGUUCCAAAGACUUACACGACGAGUAUUUUGGCGCCAAUGUUUUCCCUGAUAUGGAUGGUGAUGUUCAUCUUGUACUGGCGGAUAUGGAGGGAGGCGACAUGUCAUGCGAGAAGGAUGAGAGCAAACACGUGUUGCCCCACCAGCGCUAACGAUUGGAAAAGUAUUCAGGUUGUUCUUCUCGUCCUCGGCUCAUUUUCACUAUGCUGGAUGCCGUUCGUGGUCGUGGCGUGCGCUCAAACGUUGCCCAUCGUCCGACUUUACAACCCAAUUGCGUACCGUUUGACGUCAUCACUGGCAAUGUCAAACUCUGGCAUCAACCCUCUCAUAUACGCCUGGAAGAACGCCGGAUUCAGAGCCGCUUUCGCAAAACUAUUACGGUGCAAACGACCCGACACUUCUGAAUACCGGGGCUCGCCUGCGCCGGACAGAAAACGGGGCUCGGUGGCACUCCGCGAAGGCUCAAUCAGUCGGACUACGCCGAUAACUGGUCUAACAAGUUUCGGCGGAACACCAGCGAGGCUUGUUUACGUGGACAGAGAGCCGGAUACUUCACGGUGUCGGAUCAUCGAGAACGCCGGCUACACGGAGUGCGACCGAGGGGACUCCAACCCGUCGUACGCCCCGGAGGUACCGACGCCUGUCCACCGCCCGCCCCCCUCCCCCGCCCCUCGGACCCCAGAUGUAGUGUAGUGUUUAUGCGUAAACAAUAGAAGUCUGUGGGAAACGUGAAACGCUUCUAGUUAUUUAAAUUGUUAGAGAACUAAUGUGUCUACAAACUAAAAGGGUAUGGGAUUAGUGAACAUACUGACGUUAUUAACACUUGUGAUCAACUACAUGUUUUAAAAAUAACAGUCACGCAAAAUCGUCAUGUUUAUAAUACGUUUUAUCAUUAAUAAAUCGAUUUCUUUUUCGUGUAGUCUUAAAACAAAAUUUUAACUAUGAAUACACGCAGUAUUAUUAGUAAUAUUUGUACAACAUUUGCAAGUACUUUGACGAUUUUUAAUAUGUACAUAAAAUUAAAAGUAAUCGGGUAGUUUAAAAAUUAUUUAUCAAAAAAACAGCCCUAUCACCAGAACGAGAUGUAAUGAAAUAAGUAAAGGCAUUUUGAAGGCUCUUAAAUUGAAACUGAAGGUGCGUGUUCACAUCACUGCACUCAUAUUCUUUUAGUUUGCAGAAAGAAGACAUUUGGUGGGUCAUACUCAUCGCAUACGGGUACUUCUGACACAUCUGUUCAAGUUUAAGCUCAAAUUUUUAAGCUUCGAUGUUAUCACUUCAAUGACAAAUAAAUUAUCAGCUAUAAUAGAGAUAUAUUGAUAUGUAUAUAAGGAAUAAUGCUCUAGAUAUAAUUAAACGAUAUUUGAUGUAUAAAUAAAUACACAUAGAGACA